AUGAAUGGCCGGAACAUGGAGGAGGUGCCAUUCGAAAGAGUCAAGACCCGGCGGAGGAAGGGUCACUGCCCGGCCGGCUCGCCCCUGGGCGCCAUCGCCUGUGAGGACGAGUUCAACAGCCCGGAGCUGGAGGCUCUCUUCCAGAACUACAACCUGAAGCUGGAGCAGACCGCCACGCUCAAGGCGCUCGCGGUGCUCAUCGUGGCCGCGUCGUCGCUGUCCCUGGUGGAGCUGCUGUCCAGCCCGCGGCUCACCCUGUCCAAGGGCUCGUACCCGGUGCACUGCGUGGUCUUCCUGUCGCUCUUCAUCGUCACCAACGUCAAGUACCUGCAGGUGACGCAGCUGCAGCAGAUCGCGAAGCUGGCCCUGCUGUUCAGCUUCACCUUCGCGCUGCUCUGCUGCCCGUUCCCGCUGGCGCUCGGCACCGCGGAGCUGCUGAGCGCCGCGGCCCCGGAGCAAGGCGUGUGGCAGCUCAUGCUGGUCACCCUCGUGGCUUACGUGCUGCUGCCGGUGCGGACGCUGCUGGCUGUGCUGUUCGGGGUCAUGCUGGCUACGUCUCACUUCAUUGUCAUCGCGACGUCGUUCACGGGAAGGAAGCAGAAGCUGUGGAGACCGCUGGUGGCCAACGCGGUGCUGUUCACCAGCGUCAACUUGUCGGGGGUGUUUGUGAGGAUUCUCACCGAGCGCACCCAGAGGAAAGUCUUCCUGCAAGCCCGCGACUGCAUCGAGGAGAGGCUGAAACUGGAGGACGAGAAUGAGAAGCAGGAGCGUCUGCUAAUGAGCCUACUGCCCAGGAAUGUUGCCAUGGAGAUGAAGGAGGACUUUUUGAAGCCGCCUGAGCGGAUCUUUCACAAGAUCUACAUCCAACGUCACGACAAUGUCAGCAUCCUGUUUGCAGACAUUGUGGGUUUCACCAGCUUGGCUUCUCAGUGUACUGCUCAGGAACUGGUCAAACUGCUCAAUGAACUCUUUGGGAAGUUUGAUGAGCUGGCUACAGAGAAUCACUGCAGGCGGAUCAAGAUCCUGGGGGACUGUUACUACUGUGUGUCAGGACUGACCCAACCCAAGGCAGACCACGCCCACUGCUGUGUUGAGAUGGGACUGGACAUGAUUGACACGAUCGCGUCGGUGGUGGAGGCGACAGAAGUGGAUUUGAACAUGCGUGUUGGUCUGCACACAGGACGGGUGCUGUGUGGCGUGCUGGGCCUUAGGAAGUGGCAGUAUGAUGUCUGGUCAAACGAUGUCACACUGGCAAACAUGAUGGAGGCCGGAGGGCUGCCUGGCAAGGUGCACAUCACCAGGACCACCCUGGAGUGUUUGAAUGGAGACUACGAGGUGGAGCCGGGCUUCGGCCACGAGAGACACGCCUUCCUUCAGAAACAUCACAUAGAGACAUUUUUCAUCGUGCCAUCACACAGACGCAAAAUCUUUCCCGGUCUUAUUCUGUCAGACAUCAAACCAGCCAAGAGGAUGAAGUUCAAGACGGUGUGCUACCUGCUGGUGCAGCUGAUGCACUGUAGGAAGAUGUUCAAGGCCGAGAUCCCCUUCUCCAACGUCAUGAGCUGCGAUGAUGACGACAAGCGGAGAGCCCUGCGGACUGCGUCGGAGAAGCUGAGGAGUCGAACGUCCUUUUCCACCACCACCACCGUGCAGCACUCGCCAGGAACGCGAGUCAACCGCUACAUCGGGCGGCUCAUCGAAGCACGGCAGACCGAGUCCGACACAACAGACCUCAACUACGUCACCCUGUUCUACACGAGCAGAGACAGGGAGCGCCGGUACCACCAGGUGUCUGACGACCAUUUCAUCAGCGCGGUGGUUCUCUCUCUGAUCCUCGCCGCUCUGUUUGGCCUUAUCUAUUUGCUAAUGAUCCCACAGGGGAUGCUGGUGCUGUUGCUGCUGGUGCUGUGUGUGUGUUUCCACGCCGCCUGUGUCAUGUACCUGCAUCUCACCAGCGUUCAGUGUCAACCAGGCUGCCUCUCCAUCCAGAUCCGAACCGUGCUGUGUGUCUUCCUCGUUCUGCUCACCUACUCUGUUACUCAGGCCUGUGUGGUGGGAUGUGUUCCUUGGGCGAAAGUUGGGACAAACUCCAGUCUCUCAGCGGACGACGGCCCUGCAGACGCGUACAACAUCACCGCGGCGGACAGAGCUUGUUCCAACAUGGCGUACGCUUUGCUGUCCUGCGUGGCCGGCACCCUCACUCUUGUCCCCUACCUCCGAGUCUCCUCGCUCCCCAAGAUCCUCCUGCUCCUCCUCCUCUCUGUCACCUACACUGUCGUCAUGGAGACCAGCGGCUAUCGCCAAGCUGUGGGAGGAGGGUUUCUCCACACAGGGGGGUAUGAUCCUGUGUUGGCUGCCUUGCUGUUUUCUGGAGCUCUGGCUUUGCAUUCAAGACAGCUGGACCUGAAGAUGCGGCUCGACUAUCUCUGGGCUACUCAGGCGGAGGAGGACAGAUGUGACAUGGAGAAGGUGAAGCUGGACAACAAGAGGAUCCUGUUUAACCUGCUGCCGGCUCAUGUGGCUCAGCACUUCCUCAUGUCAAACCCCAGGAACAUGGACCUGUACUACCAGUCCUACGCUCAGGUCGGAGUGUUGUUCGCCUCCAUCGCCAACUUCAACGACUUUUACAUUGAGUUGGACGGGAACAACAUGGGCGUCGAGUGUCUCAGGCUGCUCAAUGAGAUCAUCGCCGACUUUGAUGAGCUUAUGGACAAAGAGUGCUACAGGGAUAUUGAGAAAAUCAAGACUAUUGGCAGUACGUACAUGGCUGCAGUAGGACUGGUUCCUACAACUGCCUCCAAGGUGAAGAAGUCCACCACCUCACAUUUAUGCACAGUGUCAGAUUUUGCCAUUGAUAUGUUUGACGUCCUGGAUGCCAUCAACUACCAGUCUUACAAUGACUUUGUCCUGAGAGUAGGUAUCAAUGUGGGACCAGUGGUGGCAGGAGUGAUUGGAGCCAGAAGACCUCAGUAUGACAUCUGGGGAAACACAGUGAACGUAGCCAGCAGGAUGGACAGCACCGGGGUACAAGGAAAGAUCCAGGUGACAGAGGAGGUUCACCGUCUCCUCACAGACCACUACAACUUUGUGUGCCGGGGCCAGGUCAGCGUGAAGGGCAAAGGUCAGAUGCUCACAUACUUCCUGGAAGGGCGCAGGCACGGCAGCAGACCACCUCAUAUCCAGCAGCAGCCUGGCAACGGCGAGCGGCGGUUCAGCGCGUUCACCCAGGGCAGCGUUUGCACCAGGCUGAGCCCCGCCCCCUCCGUGACCACCUACGCUACGGCCAGGACCCCGAGCCCGAGCACGGCCAAACCAACCACCUCCUCCAGCGCCACCAGGUACCUGCCCUCUGUCCCCACGGCAACGGUGUGACGGAUACUUUCUUCAUUGUGAUCGUGGUUAACAAGAAAGUGAGAGUGGAGGAGGGGUGGGGGGGGUGUGUGUGGGGGGGAUAGCACGGAUGGCAACAAGAUAGCGGUAGCAGAGAGAGUUUUUUCAAAGCGGGGAAAAAGAGCCGACCUCCACUCUUCUUCUACUGGCUGUGGGAGGCAGCUGAGGCGCUAAUCGUCCAAUGGGAGGCCUGGACUCGGGGCCUAGACUCGGGGCCUAGACUCGGGGCCUGGACUGCGUUUAGGCGACCUCGGUCGGACUCUCCCUCCACACUCGAGGCCUGUUUGUUGUUUCACACCGGUUGGGGUGCCACGAACAAGACGCAGGAUUCUUUCAGCCACGUUGCUCAGUAACCAAUCGAAGGUUAAGGGUGUCUUCGCGAUUUCAGAGUCGACACCCACUACUGUCUCCACAACUGCAACAACCUAAAUCAGCAUCGAAAUAACAAACAAUUGCACAAUUGAUAGUGUAGCACGAAAGCCUCUGUCGCAACAACAACCACAUGUGGAAUUUCCUUUAACAACUUUUAGCUGACCCUUUUCUCUCAGUAUGAAGCCAAAUCAGUGCUUUUGCCUUAGCGAACACCCCUCACAAUGAGUUCCUUGCCAUUUUUUAUUUUUUUGCCUUUUAGAUCCUUUAUUGAUUUAUUGGACACCACUUCAGAUGAAUUAAUGAAUUGCAGUUGUCCAAGAGGUAUAUGUUUUUAAAGUGGAUGAAGCCAAAUGUAUAAUUGUAAAUGGUAGUAUAAACUUGCCAAAAUAUGACAGGGCAUUGCCUUCAAAUCAUCUCCUGGACAUUUAUGCCCCUUCACUUUAACGCUCCAGCGGCACAUGAGGUAAACUCUUGUUACCCUGAGCCGCUCAGUGUCUUUGAGUGCAUGAUGCCACUGCUGCAUUUCGGUCAUGUGUGCUGUCUGUUUCCCUGUGAUGCUUGACUUCCAGAUUCUUCCUCGUCAAAGUGUAGCAAUAAAGCGGUUUGUCUCCUAUCUCAGCCCCUUGCAUGCUGUAGCCAGCUGGAUCCUAUUUUUGACCUGAUAUUGUAUGUAGCCAAUAGAAUGUGCAUAGCUAGCCACACCAGUCUGUAUCUCUGUGGAGUUGACGCAUGACUUAGAAAAACUUAUUUUCUGUAUUGUGCGAGUGUGAUUCCUUCCUCGUGGAUUUCUAUUUGAAAAAAGAAACUGUUUUUUUUUCUCUGCGUGCUUGUUUAUUAAGAAAAUAUUUUCUAUUGUUUCAAUAUUCCGUUCUACUAUUUUCAUGAACUCAAAAUCUGCUUUGGUCGAGCGAAGAAAACUGCUGUUUAUGAGGAGACACCCAAACCUCUGUGUCUGGCUUCCUCACACAAAUCCAGAUGAUUUAUUUUAUGGUAUAGCAUGCUACUCACAGUAGGGCUUACCACAGCCAUUAACUCUCCUCUAAUCUGUUCUAGCAUGCACUGCCUGCAAGCCUGUGGCUCUUACAUGCAUGCUUUGAUGAAACAUUCAUACAGGCCGAGCAGCGGACACACAGUGACUCUGUUUAAAUGUAGUCCUCAUGCAUGCGCUAAAGGUAGCGGUCCUCUUGAAUGUAAGGUGCUUUUUUUGACCCGUGUCUUCUUCAUGAGCUUGGUGUGCAAACCUUCUUUUUUUAGGACAGUUUGACAUCAGGACGGGGGUUUCACCUCCUCCCCGCUCCUGCUGUAGUCAACAGGUAGCUGGUUUUCAAAUGUGCCAACCUAUUUUCAUAAACAUAUCAAACUUGUUGGUGUUGAGCUGUAGCACAACUGAAUGCGUGGCUACGGUUAUUGUGGAUUUUCCCUUUUUGUUGAAUGCCUGUAUUUUUACUGUUCUUUAACAGUUUUGUAACUCAAUGAUGAAAUGAUGGCAAGUGUUGAUUUUUUUUUGAAAAGAUUUAUUUGGACACGAUAAACUGACUGAAAUGAUGAUGUUGUACUUCUUGUCAUCAUAUUUAAAAUAUAUACAUACAGUCUAUAUAGUAGCUUGAAUGCUUAAUUUGAGUUUCUAAGAGAUUAAAAAUGAGGAUUUUUAUACACUUGCUUUAACCAGUUGUUUGAAAUUGAUGGAAAAGAAGUUAUUUACAAUAUUUUUUUCCUGUAAAUUGGAUAUUUUCAUACUGUAUGAUACGGGUUUCAAUUGUUAUAUGUAGGUAUUACUUGCUAUUAUUGUACAUUGCAGAGUCUUUUUCAGAGAUAUAUUAUGAAUGAACCGAUAUUUGUCAAGUUCUUUUGUUGAAGAUGUAUUUAUCGAGAUGUUUUAUGUGAAUGUAAAUUUUGUUAAAGACGAUAUUUUAUACUAAGUGUUUGCACUGCGAUGAUAUUGGACGUAUUAUGAUUAUAAAAAAUAAAGCCAGCGGGGACAUGUCUCCUGGAGUUAAAAGUGA
Molecule: messenger RNA, 5765 nt
Organism: Perca fluviatilis (European perch)
Lineage: Eukaryota; Metazoa; Chordata; Actinopteri; Perciformes; Percidae
Product: adenylate cyclase type 1-like
Exons: 20
Coding region: 1-3372 (1123 amino acids)
Biological process (GO): adenylate cyclase-activating G protein-coupled receptor signaling pathway; cAMP biosynthetic process; intracellular signal transduction
Cellular component (GO): plasma membrane
Molecular function (GO): adenylate cyclase activity
Source: RefSeq, a predicted model, not a curated record